Lodderomyces oxycetoniae is the source of this 786-nucleotide messenger RNA. RefSeq lists its product as uncharacterized. Bases 1 to 786 code for a protein of 261 amino acids. NCBI's taxonomy places the organism in Eukaryota, Fungi, Ascomycota, Pichiomycetes, Serinales, Debaryomycetaceae. Gene Ontology annotation, cellular component: nucleoplasm. Gene Ontology annotation, molecular function: RNA binding. The transcript has a single exon. The record is from RefSeq and is a predicted model, not a curated record.
AUGACAUCAGUAAUUGCAUCAAAUAUCCCAACCCAGGUUUCUUCAGCAAAAGUGCGUGAAUUUUUUUCAUUCUGUGGCAAGAUCAAUGAUUUAAUUGAAUUGGAAAACAAUGGCAAAAAUACUAAAUCUUUUCAAAUAGUUUUUGCCUCUCCAAAAGCUGUAACAACUGCAUUAUUGCUUAAUGACGCCGAAUUGGAAAAUUCAUUUAUUAAAGUUGAAGAAUCUUCAACAACUGAAGGUGAAUUGAGCAAACCAACCGAUACUUCUUCUUCUGGCACAGCCACAGCCACAGAUGACAAAAAGACAACGGGAGACAAAACAUAUGACGACGUGGACCAGGAAGAUAAACCCAAAUUUGCUAUUUUGGCACAAUUAUUAGCCGAUGGUUAUGUGCUCAGCGAUGCAAUAAUUGAGCGCGGUACUGAAUUUGAUAAGAAAAAUGGCAUUUCGGAGAGAUUCAACAAGUUUAUAAAGGAUUUAGAUGAGAAAUAUGUUCAUUCGCAAGAUCCAAAUUCAAGAGUUAAUCAGCAGUAUAAUCGAGCACAGGAUGCCUUACACAAGUCAAGUUUAUGGCAAUAUUUCAGCGAUGCUGCAAAAACACCAUUAGGAACAAAGAUUCAUCAGUUUUACUUGAGGCUUUCGAAUGAUGUUAUGGAUGUUCACGGGGAAGCUAAAAGAUUAGCUCAGAUCAAAAGGGAGAAGGAAACUACAGCGGUAGAACUGAAUAAAGGAGAAGAAGAACAGGAAAACGUGCCAAAACUGGAAAAAAUUCCUGCACCUGUCUAA